UCGUUUUGUUAUCUUCCCUGCAACUGCACUCCCCGACGCCAUGCCUUGGGCUUCCACUAUUCUGAUCUUGGCAAUCUGGAGCUGGAUCGCUAUUGGCGAUGGACAAAGCCUGGGUGGAAACGGCAACGAUGAUCGAGGGCAACGUGUCAGGGCUGAAACUGUUCUGCAGUAUGGCAUUAGUUUGGAACUCAAAUCGAGAGUGCCCGACGCUCUCUUGAGCUCUCCUUUGCUGGCACAUUCGGACUCCCUAUGUCUCAACUACAAAUCGUUUCAUGUUCGGCACCCCUCGUACUUCCCCGCAGCCGUGAUUCGGUAUGGCCACUUCUCGUCGGCAAAUAUUCAGCGCGAGAAUAAACCCGAUUACUUCGAAGAUACUGAAGAGAAUGCGCUCGUUCUCCGGGACUGUCACCAGUACGUUCUGCAGGGCAACUUGACCCUGUGUGGAAAUCUGCAUGUCGAUGGUCGCCUCAGCGUCAUGCCUGGGGUAAACGGCACCCGGGUGUUUGACUCGCCCACUCCUUACCUUUUGAACCGCUGUCUUUUGCACUCUCUUCCUCGCUUGGGAUCACUCAAGUUUGAAGGUGCUUCCUUAUUCGUCUCAGGAAGUGUUCAGAUUGGUGGGUCUUUGACAGCUACUGAAGUGCUUUUAGAUUCCGGAGCCGAGGUGCUAGUUGGGAUGCGAGGCGCGCGAGAGGCCGUUCGCGCAACAUUGACAGGGCAGCUUCCUAGCAGUGGCGGAAAGGAGCAUGGGCCUUCUGAAAAUAGGGGGGACGACAUCGAACCGCCCAUAUCCGCCAAAGAUAUUGAGGAGAAAAUUCAAAAGAAACUCGGCAAGCACAUAAAUCAUCUGGUCUUCUUCAGGCGCACGUACGAGCCUAUGGACAAGUGGGUAUCAAGUGACCGGGCGACACUUCAGGCCGCAGGACUGGCAUACGCGGAUUCAAACAGGAAGAAAACUCUUACCGUUGAAAUCAACUGCCCGAUAUUGGGCACGGAUGGUGUGCCGGCGACUGAAGGCGUCAAUGACGAGGCUGGAAUUACCGAACGUGUGAUGGAUUGGCCGGAAACGCCUGCUCCAGUCGGAGACGUUGUAUCUGGCAAGCUUGUUAUCUCUCGAUCGUCACAAAUGGUCGUCUUCGGAAAUAUCCGUGCUGACGCGUCAGAGAUAUACGGUGCCUCAAGAUUGAACUCGGUCUGUGGCAACUAUUUAUCUGAUACUGGGGCGGCGGGGCUGAUCACCAGAGAUGCCUCGAUCGUCACAUUAGGCGGCCUCAGUCUGAACUUAUUUAGCAACUUGUAUGUUCGAGGUGGUUCUUACUUCUAUCAAACCGGACCAGGACAUAUCGCUUUCGAUACACAAGUCAACACAGGUAAGAUAACCACGGCGCUGCAUGUCUGCUGUGUGUUGCCCUUCACUUUCAAAGCUUCGGCCAGCGACAUCUACUUCACCAGCAAUCUUUUAACGUCAUCAGUGGUCCUGGACAAUCUGUCGGAAGCUGUUGUUGGCGGUUCUCUGGAUGCGAUCAGCCUAGUUUCCCUUGUGGAAGCCUCAGAACUUCUAGUCAUGGGAAGCUUCAACUCUACAGCACUAACACUUUUUGACGGCUCAAAUGCCCGGAUUGCUGGCAGAGUGUUUGACGCCGGCUUCGUAAAGCUGGAAUCGAACGGCUUCCUCCAUACGGCACCCACAGAGACAGCUCACGUCAGGCAUGCGCUGAAAUUAGCGCAUAGCAGCACAAUGGUCGUUGACCGAGUUCCUUUGCUCGUGGUCGAUGGAAUGGUAGAAGUUACCAAUUCGGAUUUACAGGUUAAACGGGGAGGGCUGGUCGCGCGAAGCAGCAUUAUUUUGAACGAGGCUCACUUACAGGUCAACGGUAGUCUCGCAGCCUCAGGGAGAUACUUCACUGAGUCGGACGGGAUAACUCGAGCGCAGCUCGAAACGGAGCCUUCACCGGUGCCUGAAACGGAUACCGACAGUGAGCAGGACACGACAGACGAUGCGGAGAUGGAAGACGACUUCGGUUUUCCGGGCGAGGAAACUAAGGAUGCCACCAGCGUGGAAGAAGGAAUUAUGCUUUCUUCUUCGCCUGAGACUGUGCUGCCAGGAAACAGUGGCGGACCUGCGGGUGCUCAAGACGACACACAAGAAAAGAAGCAGGUAGACGAGGUAGAGGAAGAAGAAACAAACCUCAGUUCAAGCCUCUCUGUGGCCACUGAGUGGCACAACACAUCAGGGCUACUGCAAGUGCACAGGAGGCUUGAUGAACAUGAACGGAAGCCCCUUUUGUUGAAUCAGACGCAGUUCGACAGCGACUCCGAAGAAAAUGGGGACUCAUCACACGGGACUUCCGAUGCUCAAGGCUUGCCAAGAGUGUGGAAUAUUCCUGUGUUCGAUUCAGAUGGUGAGGAUGUCUCCUUGACAGAUGACAUGCUGAGCAACGUGGAGGAAAAGAACUCAACGCGUGUUCGACUCCCGGCUCUGGCAGCUGUCCGCUCGUCGAUACUCGUCGGGGGUCAGGUGUACCUCAACAACACUUUCUCCCAACUUGCAGGCAGAUCUAAGCUCACUGUUUUUGGCAAGGGAGGCAUUCGUGUUUCCGGUGGCGGCAGCCUUCAACUGUUCAAGGGCGGACUCGUAGAAGUGAGGCUGGGCGACGUGACGGUAGACAGUGUUCUCUCCCUUCUUGUGCACAGCAACCUUGAGGUCCACAAAGGGAGCAUUUAUUGCGGAGAUCUAUACGUCAGAACAGGGAGCACGCUUGCUGGCGCCAGUGGAGAUCUAAUGGUUAACGGAGGAGCAGAAAUAAGUGGUGGCGCCGAAGUUAGGGUUCGACACUGGCUGACAGUUCAGCGAGAGAGCUUGCACGUGAUGAACGGAGCAGUCGUGUCGGCAGAAGCAAUCGGAUCCGCGUACGGGGACAUUUACUGUGGCGCUGGAUCUGUCGUUCAGUCAAUCAGCGGAGAGAUUAUUGCGCAGCGUCAUAUCAUAGCGCAAGACAGAUGCAAGAUUUUGGCGAGCACGUACAUUCUUGCUAAGGAAGGAAUGAUUUCACUAGAAAAUCGCGGAUACCUAGAAGCUAAAGACACUGUGCUAGCGCCGGACGCCGGUGUGCGGAGAACAAUUGAAUCCGAGAUCAAGUUUGGCCGAGGCCACGUCGAUGUGCAGGUUAUGCAGGUUUCUCCUCCUGACCAUCUCCGCUUUCACCCAGUAUAUCACAGUCCCCUGGGGCCGGAGCUGGACUUCGAAUGGCAUCAACAAGAAGCAUCACUGAAUCAGCGGUGGCCGCUGACGGAGCCAAACACAAGACUGGGAGAAAACGCUUUGUCAGAGGAUCUUCUUCGUCAGGCGCUGUCGCGCCGCGAAAAAGCACUUGGGGAGGACUAGUUGACUCGCACAUCCGGGCAGUGUUUCUGAUCCUGCGGUCGCCAUAUCUAACCCCAGACGAGCCUGUUUGGAGUCGUUUGUACUUUACACCAACAUCCUGCGCAGUGAUCUGAGGGCAAACGGCUUCACGGAGAUGACGCUGUAUUGCCCUAACAAUCGGCGUUAGGUAUGUGAUGGAGAUCACUUAAGUGGUUCAUCUCCACAGUGCCUCCAUAGAAAUGCUAAAAUUUUCUUGAACGUUCCACUUCCCAGCAAUUGCAACGUGCUGCACUAGUCUCCAAUUUCCAUUAACGACAUGCACAGGGAGAUUAACGUAGAGGCACUGUUUGUGUACAAGUUCUGGCAGGACCGCGACCCCCAUAUCGGUUCAUCGCAGCCUGCUCAUCGUGCACCAUGCUCUCAGUCUGUGAUAGUUCUGACAAUGGCCGGCAGACCUUUGAAAGCGGGUGGGUUGCCACAUAUGCACAUGUGGGUUCACGUGCUAAAAGCUUUGUAGUUGCCUGUGGCCCUUUUCGUCAAAAGAACAAUUUCGUUUCUGUAAACAAUGAUAGCGGAGUCUCUUUGCUUGGCAAAUUCCUGCUUGAAUACUAGUAUCUGCCGGUCUUGCAGCAGAGACUGAAGGACGGUGACAGAUACUUACGGCUACCUCUAUACGCCCCUUAAGUACUC
Toxoplasma gondii ME49 is the source of this 4054-nucleotide messenger RNA. RefSeq lists its product as hypothetical. The transcript has 9 exons. The record is from RefSeq and is a predicted model, not a curated record. Lineage: Eukaryota; Apicomplexa; Conoidasida; Eucoccidiorida; Sarcocystidae. The coding region runs from base 41 to 3385 and encodes 1114 amino acids.